Molecule: messenger RNA, 625 nt
Organism: Caenorhabditis angaria
Lineage: Eukaryota; Metazoa; Nematoda; Chromadorea; Rhabditida; Rhabditidae
Source: the annotation of a GenBank genome assembly
AUGGCGUCGCGUAAAACUGUCAAUCGUCGUCAACGACCACAAAGAGCAACUUCGAAUGUUUUCGCAAUGUUCGAUCAAGCUCAAAUCCAAGAGUUCAAAGAAGCUUUCAAUAUGAUCGAUCAAAAUCGCGAUGGUUUUAUUGAUCAAGAUGAUUUGAAGGAUAUGUUUGCUUCUUUGGGAAAAGAAGUCAGCGAACAAUUCAUUGAUGCAAUGAUCAAUGAAGCUCCAGGAGCUCAACCAAUCAAUUUCACCAUGUUUUUGACACUUUUUGGAGAAAAGUUGACAGGUUAGAUAAAUCUUAUAAAAUGCUUUUGUCUCCAAAAUCAACUUACAAAUUUAGGAACUGAUCCUGAAGAAGUAAUACGCAAUGCUUUCCAAUGUUUUGAUGAAGAAAACAAUGGAAAAUUGAACGAAGAACAUUUGCGCGAACUUUUGACAACAAUGGGUGAAAGAUAUUCGCACGAACAAGUUGAUGAAUUGUUCAGAGAUGCACCAAUUAAGGUUUGUUCGAUUAGAAUAUAAAUUCUAUCUCAAAUAAUUCUUAAAUUUUCAGAACGGCCAAUUCGAUUAUGUCGAAUUCACUCGUAUGCUCAAGCAUGGAACUAAAGAUAAGGAUGAGCAAUAA